Messenger RNA from Myxocyprinus asiaticus (Chinese sucker), 7423 nucleotides. RefSeq names its product tumor necrosis factor receptor superfamily member 16-like. The record is from RefSeq and is a predicted model, not a curated record. NCBI's taxonomy places the organism in Eukaryota, Metazoa, Chordata, Actinopteri, Cypriniformes, Catostomidae. Gene Ontology annotation, cellular component: cell surface; plasma membrane. Gene Ontology annotation, biological process: Rho protein signal transduction. Bases 241 to 1491 code for a protein of 416 amino acids. Gene Ontology annotation, molecular function: nerve growth factor binding; coreceptor activity; death receptor activity. The transcript is spliced from 6 exons.
AUUCAGUGAUGGAACAACACUAACAAGUUGAUUUGACUGUCAAUGUAGCAUAGGCGAGAUGAUGCAGUAAAAUGUAAAGCUCUUACAGGGAUUAUCCGCAUUUACUAUUACAUCGCUGUUCAUCUCACGGAGUGUUCCAGUGGAAGUCUUGGAACAGUGCGCGAAACACAAGGAACAGUGACUGUAGAGGUUUUUACAUCUAUAUUGCCACCUACGCUUUAUGGUUAUGAACAUUUGUGGAUGAGCGCUGAGUUUUUAGCCUCGCGAAAACGUCUUGAAAAGAUGAAGGGAGCAAUCCAAGCACUUCUACUCUGUUCGUGUGUCUUGGCCGCAAAAGUGGCUAUUGGCGAGGCCUGUGUCAGUGAGCAGUUCACAAACACAGGUGAAUGUUGCAGCAUGUGUGCGCCGGGCACUGGUUUGGCAGCCAGCUGUGGCCAGGAAGACACUAAGUGUCAGCCUUGUCAAGAUGGUGUGUCAUUCUCAGACUCAAAGAGCCUUUCAGCUUGUCUGAUGUGUGCCCGCUGCCCUCAGGGAAUUCCUGAACUGGCACGCUGCACUCCCACUCAGGAUACCCAGUGUGACUGUGGUGAACAUUUCUUCCAGUGGCAAGAUGGUAACAGCACAGAUGAUCUCUGUGACUAUGGAAGUGGAGUGGUUCGACCCUGUGGACUGCUGGGAAAUACUGUUUGCGAGCCGUGCAGACCAGGGUAUUACUCAAAGGAGAGAAGCAGGAAACCAUGUGUUCCCUGUUCACGCUGUAAUGAUGACGAGGUGGAGAUCAGACCCUGCCUGCCUUACUCGGACACUGUCUGUAUGGUAAAAGACCUCAACAUCCUGUCCCAGCCAGCCAGUUCUGAAUUCCCCCGCUGGCCGACUCUGAGUGAAGAAACAGGACCCUCAAGCAGCCCAGUUUCAGAGUCAGGAGACCCUGGACUCACACCUCAUGACCAGGGAGGCAACAACAACAUCGUGGUCUAUGUGUCUGUUCUGGCUGCACUUGUGCUUGGCCUCCUGUUCUACGUCGCCUACAAAUGCUGGAAGUCCUGUCAGCAGAAGCAAGCUCUGGUGAAAGCUCGGGUCGGAGAGUUGAACAAUGCUGGAGAGGGAGAGAAAUUACACAGUGACAGUGGCGUGUUCCUGGACUCUCACAGCCUUCAGGACAGCCAGCCAAGCAAAGGCAGUAAAUGGGACAGCAAACAAGACACACGGCUUUAUGUGAACCUGCCCCCUCACAGGCAGGAGGAGGUAGAGCGACUUCUUGCUGAGGGCGGCAGUAAGAGCUGGAGGCAGCUGGCUGCCACGCUUGGUUACGAACAGGAUCGCGUGGACAUGUUUGGACGGGGCCAGGACCCCAUCCACACCCUGUUGACUGACUGGACUCAGCAGGAGGGCUCCACACUGGGCCUGCUGUGCUCCGCUCUCACCCGCAUCGAGCGGCCAGACAUCAUUACCAUCCUCAAUGCCCCAUCUCAAGGAGUGUCAGUGGUCUGAAUACUUGAAUAUGUUUUUACCCCUUCAUGAAAGUGAAAGAGACACUAAAAUUACAGAGGAAGAGUGCAAGACCCACUCAUUUUCGAAGGGGAAUGCCAUGUUGCGUGCACUAAAACUUGAAAGAUCGGGAUUGGAAAUAAUAACAAGGUUUAGUAUUCAUCGUAAUGUUUCACUUACGAAUUUUGUUUCAACAGGCUUGGUGAGAUGUUACCCAAAUUAAGAAUAAUUUCUGCUCAAGAUCUAGAUGUUUCCUGCAGUAUUCAAAGACAGUUUAUCCUUAGUAAUGUCCUUUUUGUAGUGUCAAAGUCUCAAUUUUCUCCAAGACACAAUCAUGCUGAACAUUCUCUCUUUCUGUAUUUUGGGUGCUUGUGGUUUCAGCUGUGGUUGAUAUCAAAGAACAUGAAGAUUUUGUGAGCUGCUCUCUAAACUCUGCGGCUUUAUGACUGACAGUUUUCCAUUUGUGUGGAACAGACUCAUAGUACUAGAGAAAGCAUUUCGCAUGCAAUGCAGUCUUGCUUUUGUAUUUAUAUUUCAGCGCUUUUGCCAUUUGAACAAUAGUCAACACAAAAGUUGGACAAAGUGUUCAGCUUCAAAACAGUGGGUUGUCAAGUGUGGCAUUACACAAUGAGGCAUGUUAUAAUUUGCAGAUAGAAAGGAAAACCACUAAAUGAGCUGCACAAAAGACUAGCAUGUUCAGAAGAACAAAUAUACUGACAAAUUGCCUUAAGAGUGAAUGAUUAUGAUUGGUUUUUAUGUUUGGUAGAUCAGUAUGCACUGACAAAACAAAAUAUGUGUCGUUCACACUUAAACGCUGCAAAAACUAUUUCCCUAAUCACUAUUUUUGUCUUGUUUUCCUGUAAAAAUGUUAUAAAUAAAAAGAAAAAACAGUGUAAAGAUAAUAAGGCUAGUUUUCAGGGAAUAUCUGAAUCUUGAAUUAAGUUUACUUUCUCAGCUUGUGGACAAAUCUUUUUUUUCUUGUUUAACCUCGUGAGACCCCGCGCCCACUUGCGUGGACAUUACGUUUUGGCUUCACUAUAGGCUAUGCUUAAUUUAAACCAACUGAUCUCAGUGCAGGAGACUCUAGGCUGUCAUUAAAGGGUUAAACUUUCAGUGCACAACAUGGUGCCAAUCUCAGCAGAGUUUGUCUUUCGUAACAAAACUACAUCUGGUAAGAAACCAGCUUAAGUUUUCACAUUAAAACCUGUUUGAGUCAAAAGAGUAGUCUCUAGUUUCAUCUUAUAUGCCAUUUUAAAAAUUGCAUUGAUUAAUCACAAACCGGCAUGCUGUUAACCACAAUGACAAUAGGACUAACUUUCCAUAAACAUUCUUCAUUCACUGUGCAUUUUCACAUUGAGAAUCAAUGGACGUAUCCAAAAGCUGGAAAAUGCUGCUUUCAGAGGCUGUAUACGGAGUUAGGAUGAAAAUAAGGUGUAUUUCAAACUGUUCUGAGACCAGUGAAGUCAUAUUCACUAAUUAGGGAGCAUCCAAUAGCUUUCCUAUGCAGCCUAGUGAAAUGGAAAAUGCACACAGCAGUCACGCAGGGGUCUCAGGAGGUUAAAGCAUAAACCUACACAGCCCCUUAGAGCAAGGGUCUUAAACAGGGGGUCCGCAAAUUAUUGUUUGAUCCACCAUUGGUGGCAUUUGUAAUAAUCACUCGCGAGAGAGCGACAGGAGUAUGAAUUAUCGACAUGUCGAAGUCCUUCGCAGCUGCGUGCCAAAUCUUAAAGUGUCACUAAACAGCGCUAAUCAGCAGAAGUGCGCAGCCCGGACAAACCCUUCACAUGACCACUGCUCAUCACGAGCCGCUCAAAUCACGACACACAUCAGGUUCCACAAUGCUGCAGUGGAGGGUCAUGUGAGUAAACACGUCUGCUUUGGGUUGGUCGCACUGUGCAGUUGAGCAGAUAACAGCCUGCUUUCAGAACAACUGCAUACUUGCCUGGUGUAAAUAAAUAGUUACCGCUGAGAUUAUCAAGCUGGAAUACAGGGUCCUUAACGUUCCACACACACAAGACGGUGACUCGCAAAUCAAUGUAAUUCAAGGUGCACUCAGUCAUUGUUUUCCUCAUUGCAAAUGUUUACUCAAUGAAAUCAACAGUAAUUUUAAAAUAUAUGUAUAAAAUCGAUCACUCACAUGAGUUGAAGACUCCAUUUUAGUAACCUUAUAAAAGUUGUUUUAUUCUGCAUGGACAGGGUCUGUCUGUCUGUCUUUUUCUUUCUUUUUGGAGGAGGUUUGGCACAGGGAUUUACAGGGGAAAUUAAAAAUGGCACUUCAUGUCAAAAAUGUUGCAGACCGCUGCUGUACAUCCCUGCUGAAAAGACCAGCUAAAACCAGCUUAAGCUGUUUGGCUGGUUUUAGCUGGUCGCCCAGUCCAGCCAGGCUGGUCAGUUAGCAGGUUUCAGAGGGGGUUUGAACACUUUUUAGCUGGUCAAGCUGGGAGGCCAGCUAAGACCACCCUGACCAGCCAAGACCACCCUGACCAACUAAGACCACCCUGACCAACUAAGACCACCCUGACCAGCUAAGACCAGCUAAAAAAGGGUUCAAAACCCCUUUAAAACCAGCCUGACCAGCUAUGACCAGGCUGGGCGACCAGCUAAAACCAGCAUCAUGAUUUCAAUGGCUUUGCAAUGUAAACAUCAUGAAGUAUACAUACAAUAAUAUGGUAGCCUACCAUCCUCGUUUUUAUAGGCAUAAAAUGCAACACUCAAUUUUAUACAAUAUGUAACAGGGGUCCCAUCUCCCGAUCCACCAAGGGGUCCUUGGCCUGAAAAUUGUUGAAGACUCCUGCCUUAGAGGACAGGGCAGGAUUAUUUAAAAAAGAAAAGUUGCAAUAAAUUGAUCAUGGUUUACUAAAGUAACCAUAUUAAAUCAUAAUUUUAUGGUAAAUCAAUAAACUAUGGUUUCAAAUAGUUUAACAAUGCUUAUGUAUUAAAAACCAUAGUAACCACAAGAUCUAUAAUCUUACUCUAUAGUAAAACCAUGGUAUAUGGAUACAGUAUACUGUAUUAAAACAAACAUGGUUUCUGCCAAAAGAAAUUUCAUAGUAUGUAUAAAAAAAUAUAUAUAAAAAAAACAUGGUUAAAUUUACAUGGUAAAUGGUACAUGCUUUGCUUGAGGAUGUUUAGGUAUUUUUACUUGAAAACAUGACAAAAAUGCUGAUUAAGAAAAUGAUUUUUGCAGCAGAUAGACAAGUGCCUGGUUUGCACCAACAGCGCAACCUAAAGCAAUUGAGGCCUACACUGCAUAUAUUAUAUCAUGAAGGCAAAAACUUCUCUUGUGCCUUUACUUUCAAUGCUCAGGUUUGUGCUUUGCUGGUUUACCCUACAAUGUUUUUAUUUUAGUAAUUUCUAUAUUAAGUGCAGAGUUCUGGGUGAGACUUAAUGGUUUCUGUGCUGAGAUGCUUCCAUACAACAUUUAUCACUUGUGUUUGUUCUUUUCAUUAAUGAAAUAUGUUUAUAGGUAUGUUUGUAUUUAAAAAAAAAAAAAAUAAUGCAUUGUGUGAGCAAUGACUUGGCAUUUCAUGACCCUGAAAAUGUUGUCAAUACUAGUCGCAGUAGGCAGUGUAUGAUGCUUAUGAAAGCAGUUACUAUGAAUUUGGGAGUAUCUUUCAUUUUAUAGGCCAUUUUCAGCACCAUUAACCCAAAACAGCAAAUCAUUGGGGUAGUCUCAUGUUCUUAGGCAUUGUUCCAUGACCUCAGAUGUUGAUUCAUAUUUUUUUUGUCUUACUCAUAAUACUCAUGUCUCUUUGCCCUUCCUGUCCAUUUAAACAGAACAUGUUCUGAAAAAUAGUGUGCAUUUUACUUUAAAUCCAUAGCCAGAUGAAACGGUUCAGGCAUGUCAAUGGCUGCCUUUUUGUCUGGGAUAAUUGUUUAGCUUGGCAAGAGACAACUGCAAAAUGUGUACAUUUGUUCAGGGCCAAAGUAAUGUUGCAUUGAUGCCAACCCGAAACCCAACCAAAAACAGCAGUUUAAUGAGCGUUUAUUAAGUUAUCACAAUAGCAUGCUUUGUUUAAAUAAUAAACGUUCUCAUCUGUACGUUUUCCUGUGGUAAUGAUGACAGUCUGGGCUGUAGAAUAUAUAUCUAUAUCUAUAUCCAUAUCUAUAUAUAUAUAUAUAUAGAUAGAUAGAUAGAUAGAUAAAGUGUCCAACUGUUAUGGUGCCUUGUUCCCGACAUAAAAUAAAAGUCCCGACUUUGUAUCUCAUAAUUACCGCGUUCUCGUAAUUGCGACUUUAAAUUACAGUAUUUUUUGCAAUUGCAAAGACUUUAAUUGCACCUUAUAGUUUUAGGAGUUUACAACUUUUAUAAUUAUACAUCAUAUCUCAUGCAUCUAAUAAAGUUUCAGUUAUGACAAAGUUGCAAUUACGAGAUAUACCCUAAAGUCAGAAUUACCUUUUUAUUUUUUCUUCCGUGACUGAUUUUUUUAAAUGGUUUAAUUUCUGCUUUUCGACAUAUAGAUAACUAUUAUACUAGUACAUUUAAAACAAGUUAUUUUUCAUAAUUAUAAUUAUUAUAAUAAUUUAUCUUAAAAUGUUAAGAGUUAAGCAUUUUUGUAACAAAGCUAACUUAAGAAUGGCUGUUACAUACUGUAAGAAGUUGAAUAACUUAAAAUAAAAGUAAAUUUAACUGCGAAUGCAGGUUUCCAGUUGGUGAAAUACUGUUGUUUAAUCCUAUUAUGUUUAACCCAGCGAGUAUUGACGCUGACUACCACACCUGGAGUCGCAAGUUCGAAUCCAGGGCGUGCUGAGUGACUCCAGCCGGGUCUCCUAAGCAACCAAAUUGGCCCGGUUGCUAGGGAGGGUAGAGUCACAUGGGAUAACUUCCUCGUGGUCGCUAUAAUGUGGUUCUCGCUCUCGGUGGGGCGCAUGGUGAGUUGUGCGUGGAUGCCGCGGAGAAUAGCGUGAAGCCUCCACACGCGCUACGUCUCCACAGUAACAUGCUCAACAAGCCACGUGAUGUGAUGUGCGGAUUGACGGUCUCAGACGCGAAGGCAACUGAGAUUUGUCCUCCGCCACCCGGAUUGAGGCGAGUCACUAUGCCACCAUGAGGAUUUAGAGCACAUUGGGAAUUGGGUAUUCUAAAUUGGGGAGACAAAAAAAGAACCAAUAACUGUUAAGAAAACUGUGAAUAUUGGCAAAAACUGAUUAUCGGUUGAUUGUCUUUAGUGGGGUGUGGUUGCUAUUCCCUUGAUGAUAGUUCAUUUUCUGUCUUUUGAAUGCCAUAGGGUCUCAAUUCAAAUAAAAUUAGCUUGAAAACGGUUUAAACUGUUUGAACCAUAUGGCUUUCAAAGGACAGAAAAUGGCUCUCAAGUCGAAUUCAUGCAUAUUUUAGUGAAACUGAGACCUCAGCUGUUCUUUAAGCAGAAGCUUAGAGUUUCAGGGGCAAAGAUCAAUGCUAUCAAAGACCCAUGAGCUGCUCUAAAAGAAAAUUUAGGAUUAAGCUGGGGGUACAAAGGACAAUAAGCCCCUGCUAUCAAGAGAAAUUUUGCAGCUCAGGUGUCUUCAUUUCCUACCCUUUUUUUCUCCAUCUCCUUGAAAUCUGUUAAUGAUUUCUGUGACUGCUCUGUUAAGUGAGAGCAAAGGGUUUGCAAGGAGUUGGGUGGCUCUACAUGCCAUCAUGUACUACAGAUGGAGCUGCUUAACUGCGGUCUGGAGCAGCCCAGCGGAAUGCCCUGGCCCUGGGAGCUCUACUCAACACAGUGCAGGGAGAGAGGGAGAGGAAAAAGAUGGCUUAGGCACCAUGCAAGCAGAGUUCGGGCCCUGGAAGAGCCUCUAAUGAAAGCAGUGCACCACUUCAGUGUACCAGUCAGAUCUCUGCUGUGGCACCGAGCACUGUGUUGGCACUCACCCUAUGGGUCCUCUUUGAAAAAAGGUUCAUCUUAAAGGAUUUAAAGUUAACAUUAAAUUAAAAUUGAACCCAUUUACUUUCUUA